UGACGUCACUACGUACUUAUUCCAGCCUGAAAAUGUUCUCCCGUGUUGUUGGGUUUCGAGGGAGUGCAGGAUUUUGCUAUGAAAUAAUACAUUUUUCACCGUGAAGAAAACAUACAGAAACCGAAUAUUUUUUAGGCUGAACUUACUCGCGAUUUUGGCGACUUUGAAUAGUCUUUUUUUCUUCUGAGGGGGGUGAGACUACAACGGGAAGUUUGAGUGGUCGUUUUUCCCGGAGUGAUGUCGAAUCCUGGGACUCGGAGGAACGGUUCCAGCAUCAAAAUCCGGUUGACAGUAUUAUGUGCCAAGAACCUUGCAAAAAAAGACUUCUUUCGUCUACCGGAUCCUUUUGCCAAGGUUGUGGUGGAUGGAUCGGGGCAGUGCCACUCUACAGACACAGUCAAGAACACGUUGGACCCCAAAUGGAAUCAGCACUAUGAUCUUUACAUUGGAAAGACUGAUUCCAUCACCAUCAGUAUAUGGAACCACAAGAAGAUCCAUAAAAGACAGGGGGCAGGCUUCCUAGGCUGCAUACGACUGCUUUCCAAUGCCAUCAGCAGGCUAAAAGAUACAGGAUAUCAGCGUUUAGAUCUAUGUAAACUGAAUCCAUCAGACAGUGACGCAGUGCGUGGGCAGAUUGUAGUGAGCUUACAGACACGAGACCGCAUCGGCAGUGGUGGCCCUAUGGUAGACUGCAGAGGACUGCUGGAAAAUGAAGGGCCCGUGUUUGAAGGAUGUUUCAGUGAAGAGCCACUGCCCUAUUCUGACCCCACUGGAGCGGCAGGAGGGGGAAACUGUCACCUUGACUCACCCAGUCAAGAAAGCCGCCUGCAGACACAGAGAAUCAGAGGACAGGAUUCUAGAACUCAUAGCCACACCCCCCAGAAUAGGCCGCAUGGUCACCAACCGCCUGAUCUGCCUGAGGGAUACGAACAACGAACAACAGUACAAGGCCAAGUGUACUUCCUUCACACACAGACAGGAGUCAGCACUUGGCACGACCCUCGAAUACCUCGGGACCUGGCCAGUGUGAGCUGUGAGGAGCUUGGUCCUCUGCCAGUGGGCUGGGAGGUCCGAAGCACCGCGUCGGGUCGAAUCUACUUUGUGGACCACAACAACCGAACCACACAGUUCACAGAUCCUCGCCUGCACACUAUUAUCAGCCAGCAAUCCCAGGCAAAGGAGACCUCUCAAGCUCCCCCAAUGGAUGUGGGGGGUGAGGAGGGAGGAGGAGGAGGAGGAGAUGGUGAUGUUGCAGCACGCUAUGAAAGAGACUUGGUACAUAAGCUGAAGCUGCUUCGUCAUGAGCUUUCACUGCAGCAGCCUCAAGCAGGUCAUUGUCGCAUAGAGGUUUCCCGCGAGGAGAUAUUUGAGGAGUCGUAUCGCCAGAUAAUGAAGAUGAGGCCUAAAGACCUGAAGAAGCGUCUCAUGGUGAAGUUCAGGGGAGAGGAAGGUCUGGAUUACGGUGGUGUGGCCAGGGAAUGGCUGUACUUGCUGUGUCAUGAGAUGCUGAAUCCUUAUUACGGCCUGUUCCAGUACUCCACAGAUAAUAUUUACACACUACAAAUUAACCCCGACUCCUCCAUCAACCCGGAUCACUUGUCAUAUUUCCACUUUGUCGGUCGUGUGAUGGGCCUGGCAGUUUUCCACGGUCACUACAUCAACGGCAGCUUCACUCUUCCCUUCUACAAACAGCUGUUAGGCAAACCCAUCCAGCUCAGCGACCUGGAGACCACUGACCCUGAACUGCACAAGAGCCUCGUUUGGAUAUUAGAGAAUGACAUCACUUCAGUACUCGACCAUACGUUUUGUGUGGAGCACAACGCCUUUGGAAAGUUCCUACAACAUGAACUGAAACCUAACGGGCGUAACAUCCCCGUCACAGAGGAGAACAAAAAAGAAUACGUACGACUUUAUGUGAACUGGAGGUUCAUGCGGGGAAUCGAAGCCCAGUUCUUGGCUCUACAGAAAGGAUUCAUUGAGCUCAUCCCACAGCACCUACUCAAACCGUUUGACCAUAAAGAACUUGAGUUGAUCAUCGGUGGACUGGGGAAGAUAGAUCUCACAGACUGGAAGGCAAACACUCGCCUGAAGCACUGUACCAGUGAAAGCAACGUGGUGCGGUGGUUCUGGCAGGCGGUGGAGGCCUUCAGUGAGGAGAGGAGAGGACGGCUACUGCAGUUUGUCACCGGCUCCACCAGGGUCCCUCUACAGGGCUUCAAAGCUUUGCAGGGCUCUACAGGUUCUGCAGGACCAAGACUCUUCACCAUCCAUUUGAUUGAUGCCAACACAGACAACCUGCCCAAGGCUCACACAUGUUUCAACAGGAUAGACAUCCCUCCCUACGAGUCUUAUGAGAAACUUUAUGAGAAGCUGCUGACGGCAGUGGAGGAGACCUGUGGCUUCGCUGUGGAGUGAUGAAUCCGUAGACUCUUGCUUGCACCUGCACACAACUAAUGGACACUUUUCAUAUAUAUAUGUACACACAAACACAGUGGAUCCUGAAAGUAUUCACAACGCUUCACUUUUUCCACAUUUUAUGUUAUAGCCUUAUUCCAAAAUGGAGUAAAUUAACUUUU
Molecule: messenger RNA, 2576 nt
Organism: Thalassophryne amazonica
Lineage: Eukaryota; Metazoa; Chordata; Actinopteri; Batrachoidiformes; Batrachoididae
Gene: smurf1
Product: SMAD specific E3 ubiquitin protein ligase 1
Exons: 18
Coding region: 238-2415 (725 amino acids)
Biological process (GO): ubiquitin-dependent protein catabolic process; negative regulation of BMP signaling pathway
Molecular function (GO): ubiquitin protein ligase activity; protein binding
Source: RefSeq, a predicted model, not a curated record